This is a messenger RNA of Camarhynchus parvulus, 1421 nucleotides long. Its product is annotated as CCR4-NOT transcription complex subunit 3-like. Gene Ontology annotation, cellular component: nucleus. The transcript is spliced from 8 exons. Bases 588 to 1316 code for a protein of 242 amino acids. The record is from RefSeq and is a predicted model, not a curated record. NCBI's taxonomy places the organism in Eukaryota, Metazoa, Chordata, Aves, Passeriformes, Thraupidae. Gene Ontology annotation, biological process: regulation of DNA-templated transcription.
GGGCGAAAAAUGGGAUUUUUGGGUAGAAAAUGGGAAUUUUUUGGUGUCUCUGAUAUUGUACCCCAUCCUGAAUUUGUUUUUUUCCCGAUUUUGGGGUUUUUGCAGCAAAUGGAGCGGUUCAGGGUGGCGAUUUAGGGGAAAAAAACGGGAUUUUUGGGGGCAAAAUGGGAGUUCUGGGUGAAAAAAAAAGGGAAAUUUGGGGCAAAAAAUGGAUUUUUGGGUAGAAAAUGGGAAUUUUUGGUGUCUCUGAUAUUGUACCCCAUCCUGAAUUUGUUUUUUUCCCGAUUUUGGGGUUUUUUGCAGCAAAUGGAGCGGUUCAAGGUGGUGGAGAGGGAGACCAAGACCAAGGCGUACAGCAAGGAGGGGCUGGGGCUGGCGCAGAAAGUCGACCCCGCGCAGAAGGAGAAGGAGGAGGUCGGCCAGUGGCUCACGAACACGAUCGACACGCUCAACAUGCAGGUGGAUCAGUUCGAGAGCGAGGUGGAGCUGCUCUCGGUGCAGACGCGCAAGAAGAAGGGCGACAAGGAUAAACAGGACGGAUCGAGGCGCUGAAGCGGCAGGUGGAGCGGCACCGCUUCCACGUGCGCAUGCUGGAGACGCUGCUGCGCAUGCUGGACAACGACUCCAUCCCCGUGGACCCCGUGCGCAAGCUCAAGGACGACGUGGAGUACUACGUGGAUUCCUGCCAGGAGCCCGACUUCGAGGAGAACGAGUUCCUCUACGACGACCUGGACCUGGACGAUAUCCCGCAGGCUCUGGUGGCCACGUCCCCCCCCAGCCACUCGCAGAUGGAGGACGAGAUCUUCAACCAGAGCAGCAGCACGCCCACGUCGACCACGUCGAGCUCCCCGAUCCCCCCGAGUCCGGCUGCCAACGCUGAGAACUCGGAGGACGACAAGAAGCGCGGCCGCUCCACCGACAGCGAGGUGGGACAGUCUCCUGCCAAGAACGGGGCCAAGCCCCUCCCCCACGGCCACGCCCCCUCACCGGCCGCGCCCCCUCCAUUCCCCGCCCCCUCCUCUGGCCCCGCCCCCCUCGGCUCCGGCUCCGCCCAGGGGGCGGGGCCUGGGGGAGGCUCCCAACCCCCCCAAAGCGCGGGGGGGCCCCAAGGGGGCGGGGCCGGGCCCGGAGGGGGCGGGGCUCACCCGCCAAGCUCCACCCCCACCCCAUACGCCCAGGCCGUGGCUCCGCCCCCGGCUCCGCCCCCCAGCGCGCCCCAGCCCCGCCCACCCAGCGCUCAACAGGCCGGGAAACAGAACGGGGGCGCCACCAGUUACAGCUCGGUGGUCGCGACAGCGCCUCGGAGCCGGGGCUGAGCGUGGGAGGGGCCCAGCCCCCCCUGGGGCAGCCCCCGGGCCACGGGACCCCCGGCAGCGCCGCGAAGGACCCGGCCCCCGCCCCUCCCCCUCCGGCCGCGGGGG